AUGCUCGCCAACUCGAUGACCACCUUGGUAACUAUGAUAAGUGAUACUGAGAAAGACUUCAUCGCAGUUGAACGGUGCCGAGAAUUGACGGAAGAUACACCUUUUGAAGCUGCCGUUGUCUCCUGCUCUGGUGUGGUCCCGAGCCAUCUCCAUCAUCCACUCUCAACGCACAUUUCACAAACUACCUUGUCAGCCUGUCCCCAAGUUGAGGUCGCGUGGCCCAAGGAAGGUUGCAUUGUAUUUGAAAAUGUCCAUCUUGUUUACCCCUCCAUGAUGACGUCAACGCAGCAAACGGAAGUGAUUAUGGAAGGAAAUGAGAAGGAGAACUUUGCACUGAAUGGCGUUUCCCUCAAAAUAGGGGCGGGUGAGCAUGUUGGUGUUGUAGGUCGGACGGGUUCGGGUAAGUCUUCUCUCCUGCGCGUUCUCUUCCGCCUUGUGCCCCACCUCGAGGGACCUAUUACGAACCCGCAGAUUGCUCGUCUCAAAAACUUCCGUGGCGCUACGGGCACGGUGAAAGUCGACGACAUAGAUGUGCGUCAAGUGCCAUUGAACAUUCUACGCUCGAGGAUGUUGUGUGUUUCGCAGGAUCCUUUUUUGUUUUCUGGCACCGUUCGUGACAAUCUUGAUCCUGAUGGUCUCUACUCCGAUGGUCAGUUGGCGGAUAUACUAAUUAGGUGUGGCUUAGUGAACGAAGAGGGCGAAACCUUGACACUCCUGUCUAGUGAGGUAGGUGAGGCUGGUCGGAGUCUCUCAGCCGGACAACGGCAACUUCUCUGCCUCGCUCGAGCCCUCUUUCACCAUAGUCGCUCUCAACACAGUGUCAUAUGCCUUGAUGAGGCCACUUCAUCUCUCGAUGACACUUGCGAAAAAAAGAUUCAGGUAGGGCGAGUGCUUUGCUGUCCUUAUUGCCACUAG
Hydatigera taeniaeformis is the source of this 915-nucleotide messenger RNA. Lineage: Eukaryota; Metazoa; Platyhelminthes; Cestoda; Cyclophyllidea; Taeniidae. The record is from the annotation of a GenBank genome assembly.